This is a messenger RNA of Oryzias melastigma (Indian medaka), 14410 nucleotides long. RefSeq names its product dynein, axonemal, heavy chain 5 (gene dnah5). Gene Ontology annotation, cellular component: dynein complex. Gene Ontology annotation, biological process: microtubule-based movement. The record is from RefSeq and is a predicted model, not a curated record. Lineage: Eukaryota; Metazoa; Chordata; Actinopteri; Beloniformes; Adrianichthyidae. The coding region runs from base 231 to 14135 and encodes 4634 amino acids. The transcript has 87 exons. Gene Ontology annotation, molecular function: ATP hydrolysis activity; minus-end-directed microtubule motor activity; dynein light intermediate chain binding.
CACCUUAUGUGUUGGUACCGUUUCCAUGGGCACAGAGAGGGAUAUCAAGCGGUUUGUCCCCCUUUUUUUUCUCGUGCGUUGUUACCAUGGAAACAACUCCUGACAACUGUUUGGUGUAACUGGAGCGUCUGAUAAAUCUGUGGGUUAAACACUUAGAGAAAGUAAGCUGUAUAGAUUCAGUUUUAACUUUACAUUUAAAACGAGCCACAAAGGAAUGAAGACUUGGAGCCAUGUCUGUCAGCUCACGGAUUUCCAAAGGCAGAGACAAUGACGGAGUCUCACAACGCUUCCUGACCAGCGGGACGCCGGAGAUGAAGGAGGAGCGUGAGGCGAAGCGUGCUCAGCUGGAUGGAAGGCAUGAUUACAUCUUCAACAUCUUGGCUCUGUGUCUGGGACUGGAGAAGGAUGUUGUGGAAGAUGCCAUCCUGGAGGGAAAUCAGAUUGAGCACAUGGAGCAGUUCUUUGUGGCUGAUGGUCUUUCAGUCCUCAUGUUCUACUAUCAAGCCAAUGGACCGACUGAAGGAGCAGCUGAAAGCUCGGCAGUCGUUUCCCAGCAGCCUGGUCAAAAAAACAGGAAAAAAGUGUUUUUAACGGACGGGAAGACUGUGGAAUUGACUGGAUUGUGUGUCUUCUUUACAAGAAGCAACAAUGCAAAACCAGUGACUUCUGAGAACAUACACAGAGAUAUCUGUUUCAAUAUGCUGGACACAACAGAAGUGGGGCUGCUGAAGAGCAUGGAGCAGUUGUUGUAUGAGGUCUUCAUGCCUUCGCUGAAAAAGAUUAACCAUGGUUGGGGGGAACAAGACAGUCCUGAGGCCCAGACUGUAAAGGAGGAAUAUAUAUCUUUAUUUGAAAGCUUUGCCUCUGUUCUUGUUGGAGCGGAUGAGUGCAUAAAAGAAAAGGUCACUUUGCAAAAGUGCGACACAUUUGACACGAAGGCUUUGAAAACUCCAGCAGAUUACACGGCUGCAGCCAACAACAGCACAGAGGUGAAGAAGUUAGAGACCUGCAUGAAAGUCUGGAUCCAACAGAUCGAACAGAUUCUGUCUGAGAGUAACCAGCUUAGAAAGGUGACUGAUGACCUGGGUCCUCGUGCGGAGCUAAACUACUGGAAGAAGCGGAUGGCCCGCUUCAGCUAUCUCCUGGAGCAGCUAAAAAGCCCUCAUGUGAGGACUGUACUGAGGGUGCUCGGAUUGGCCAAAUCAAAGCUGAUGAAGUCGUGGGCCGAAAUAGACAGGAGGAUCACAGUUGCUUCAAAUGAAGCAAAAGACAACGUCAAGUAUGUGUACAGCCUGGAGACCUUUUAUGAACCUCUCUACAAAUGUGACCCUGUGGCAAUAGUGAAAGCAGUCCCAAGUUUGAUCAAUGCCAUCCGAACGAUUUACAACGUUUCUCGCUACUACAACAACUCAGAAAAAAUAACAACACUUUUUGUGCUGGUGACAAACCAAAUGAUCUCGAGUUGCAUGGCUUACAUUACAAACAAUGGUUGUGAUUCAAUAUGGGACCAGCCUCGGCAAGAGAUAAUUGCAAAAAUGAAGGCUGCUAUUCACUUAAAUCAGGAGUACAGGCGCUGUUUCCAACAAACCAAGAGGGAGUUAGAGCAGUCUCCCUCAGAGAAGAACUUCGACUUCUGCGAGGCGUACCUUUUCUGGAAGUUUGAUGCCUUCCAGAGCCGGAUGGAGAAGAUUUUGCAGAUGUUCAGCAUAAUUUCCACUUACUCUGUACUGCAGGACUCCGAGAUUGAAGGGCUUGAAACCAUUGCCACCAGAUUCAAACCCAUCUUGAUGAGCAUGAAGAGCAAGUCCUACAGUUUCCUUGACCACAGAGUAACUGACUUUGACACUGACUUUGAGCAAUUUUGUAAGAGGACCUCUGAGCUCCACAAACAGCUUGAAAAAUUCAUGGAUGAUACCAUUGAAAGCAUCCAAAACACUGAGAGAGCUUUGGAUGUGCUGCAUCAGUUUGAAAGACUUGGCAUCCCAGAUCUUCGCACCGACACUAAAUAUCAGGUCAUCCUACUGAUGUAUGGCCAGGACAUUGAAUGGGUCUCUGACAUGUUUGAAAAGGAGAAGUCAAACCCCCCCGUCCGGAGGGACUGGCCUCCGAUGGCAGGUCGCAUCAUGUGGGCUCGGAUGCUGUCCAGGCGAAUCUCAGAUCCAAUGAAUUUCUUCCAACAGCAACCAGGUGUUCUUUCCACUCAAGAAGCAAAGAAAAUAAUCAAGAACUUCAACAGGAUGACGGAGAUUCUGUUGGAGUAUGAGAAGCUCCACCAUCACAACUGGAUGACAAAGGUGGAGGAUGCCAGACUGGGGUUGGAAGCUACUCUGUUGGUCCGCUUAGGGGAGACAAGAGAGCUGUUUGUGAACUUUGAUCAAGAGAUCCUGAUCCAGAUAAGGGAGAUAAACUGCAUGGCACAGAUGGAAUUAAAGAUCCCUCCAUUUGCUGCUGUUUUACUGCAGAAAGAGUAUUUCCUCCAGAAGAACUACAGCCAAAUGCAGUUUAUGCUCAGGGAGAACAAAAGAGUUCGAGCCAAGAUUCAGCCCGUCUUCCAGCAGCUGGCCAUGCUUCAUGUUGCUAAGGUAGAUGAGGCCAUUCAGCCAGGCUUGACCUUUCUCACCUGGACGUCGCUGAACAUUGACAAGUAUUUAAGGGACACUGAAAAAGCGCUGGAUGACCUGGAGCAACUGAUGAACAGAGUGAACGACCUGGUGGAGUAUCGGAUCGAUGCAAUCCUACAGGAGAUGAGUCUGUUCGAACUGUGUGUUCUACCUCAGGACAGUCCAGUCACUUGUGAGGAGUUGGUUCACGCCACCAGGGAACUUUGCAAAAAGCAAGCCCAGAACCUUCAAAAUAAGAGCGUGCUCGUGGAGAGCGCUGCUAAUGAACUGAUCCACAUGCUGAUGGUGUUUGAGGACAGUCCGAAAGAGGAAGAGGAGAAAAAUGAGGAAGAAAGCUGCUCUGACAGCAAGGCCACCGACCGCCUGGAGAGUGAAGGAGAAGACGAGCAUCCCGGUGAGGGCCGUCUCCUCUCCAGGAACACUUUGCCCCAGUCGGGUAGCAUCGGCCCCUCGUCUUCUUUGCUGAAGAAGAAAAAGAAAAUGGAUUUAAAAGACGUGAUGGAGGAGGAGGCCCAGAAACUGCUCUUCCACUUCAACCACCGGAACCUGGACGCUUUGCUCAAAAUGACUCGCAACACUCUGGAGAUGCUACGCAAACACUUUUACACUUCUUCUACCAACUUUAUAGGAGAGAACACAUCUCCCGGCGGAAACAGAAGCCGUGCUCAGCAGGCAAUCUUCAGAGUGGACGUGGUCCUCUCAAUACCUGACAUUGUGAUAAAUCCAGCCCUGGAGAGAGUCCAGGAGGCUUUGAACCAGGUUGUAGAGUGUGUGGUCAGUGUCAGCAAGGGAGUAGGCCAGUGGAGCAAAGAGAGGCUCUCUUUGGGAAAAAUGGAUGAAAGGUGCAUGAUGUCCCUAAAGCAAGACAGUUCUGAGAGUGAAGCAGAGGAUGUUGCAAGUCCUGCCGACGGCAGCAUCUCCAGCGCCUCUGUCAUCCAAGCUGCUCCAUUCAGAAACUACUACAAAAAUGUCUCAGAAAACAAGGAGGUUGUCAAGCUGGUCUCUAUUCUCAAUUCCUCCAUCACUUCCACUAAAACGGAAGUAUCGACCGCUUUAGACCAUUUUAGUCAAUACCAUCACAUCUGGAGAACUGACCGGGAGGACUCUUUGCAAAGGUUCAUGCAGACCAAUCCACUGCUGUCUAAAUUUGAGAGCCAGAUUGUGUUCUACCAGGACCUGGAGACAAAAAUAAACUCGGAACCAGACCACAUAAACGUUGGAGCUUUGGCUUUAUUCACAGCAUCGCUAAAGACGUCGCUGACUGUUGAAACAAUGCAGUGGAUGAGCGAUUAUCAGAUGUGCUGUAACAAAAAAUACCAACAAGAGCUGGAACAGAUCUUUGCAUUAAUUGAUGAAGCUGGAAAAAAACUCAAUCGACCAAUCAAAGAUCUGGAUGACAUUCGCGUUGCCAUGGCUGCAGUUAACGAGAUCAGAAAAGACCAGAUAUCAAUAGAGUUACAAAUUGGACCCAUAGAGGAGUCGUAUGCCAUGCUCUAUAAAUAUAAGUUUCCAGUCCAGAAGGAAGAGGGGGAAAGGGUGGAAACUCUCCGCUUAUACUGGGAUAAGCUCAUAUUCCGGUCCACAGAGGUUCAAAGUGAGCUGGAAUCUUUGCAACCGAAAUUCAAAAAGGAACUAGAGACCAACAUGAUGGUCUUUAAGGAAGAAUGUCAGAACUUUUACCAGGACUAUGACAAGCAUGGGCCGAUGGGGGCGGGGCUUGCUCCUCAGGAUGUCAGUGACAGACUCAUCAUGUUUCAGAAUCAGUUUGAUAAUUUGUUCCGGAAGUACACCACAUACUGUGACGGAGCAAAGCUGUUUGGAAUCACUGUUACCCAGCACCCUCAGCUGAUGAAGAUUCGAACAGAGCUGACUCUUCUCCAAAAGUUGUAUGGCCUUUACAACAACGUCAUCGAAACAGUCAAUGGUUACAAUGACAUCCUUUGGACCAACAUCAACAUCGAGAAGAUCAACAACGAGCUGCUGGACUUUCAGACAAGAUGCCGCAAACUGCCUCAGGCUCUGAAGGAGUGGCAGGCCUUCAUGGACCUAAAGAGAACCAUUGAUGAAUUCAGUGAGUGCUGCCCCCUGCUGGAGCUCAUGACAAACAAAGCUUUGAUGGCACGUCACUGGAAGAGAAUCACAGAGGUAACUGGACAAAACUUGGAUGUGGAAAGUGAAAAUUUUAAGUUGCGGAACAUCAUGGAGGCUGAUCCACUUAAGUAUAAAGAAGAGAUUGAGGACAUCUGCAUCAGUGCAGUCAAAGAGCGAGAUAUUGAGCAGAAGCUGAAGGAGGUGAUCACUGAAUGGGACAACAGGACGUUCACAUUUGCUGGUUUCAAGAACCGUGGAGAGCUGCUGCUGAGAGGGGACAGCACAGCCGAGCUCAUCGCCAGUCUGGAGGACAGCCUAAUGGUUCUGGGGUCGCUCAUGAGCAACAGGUACAAUACUCCAUUCAAAGCCCAAAUUCAGAAGUGGGUUCAGUAUCUGUCUAACACCUCUGAUAUCAUCGAACAUUGGAUGAGUGUCCAGAACCUCUGGAUUUAUCUGGAGGCUGUUUUUGUGGGUGGAGACAUUGCCAAAAAGUUACCUAAGGAAGCAAAACUCUUUUCAAGCAUCGAUAAAUCGUGGAUGAAGAUCAUGAUGCGAGCUCAUGAAAUGCCGAACGUGGUGCAGUCCUGUGUGGGAAAUGUGAAUUUGGGACAGUUGCUUUCUCACCUGUUGGAUCAGCUGGAUAGCUGCCAGAAGUCUCUUACUGGCUAUUUAGAGAAGAAGCGUCUGCUCUUUCCUCGUUUUUUCUUUGUCUCUGACCCCGCCCUGCUGGAGAUCCUGGGCCAGGCCUCUGACUCCCACACCAUCCAGGCCCACCUUCUCAAUGUCUUUGACAACAUCAAAUCUGUCCAAUUUCAUGAAAAGAUAUAUGACCGCAUUCUGGCGGUGUCAUCGCGGGAGAAGGAGACGAUGGAGCUGGACCGUCCAGUCACAGCAGAGGGAAAUGUGGAGGUGUGGCUGAAUGCUCUCCUGAAGGAAUCCCAGAGGUCUUUGCACCUCGUGAUCCGACAGGCCGCUCUUGCCAUCCAGAACGAUGGUUUCGAACUCAUUGACUUUCUCAACUCUUUCUCUGCUCAAGUCGGCUUGCUUGGAAUCCAGAUGAUUUGGACAAGAGAUUCUGAAGAUGCUCUCACCAACGCUCACUACGACCGCAGCAUUAUGUCUAAAACCAAUCAGUAUUUCCUGAACUUGCUCAACACGCUGAUCGAUAUGACCACAAGAGAUCUGGGGGCUGUGGAGAGGACAAAGUACGAGACCCUCAUCACCAUUCACGUUCACCAACGGGACAUAUUCGAUGACCUGUGCCGUUUGCAUAUUGAAAGCCCCAAUGACUUUGAGUGGCUGAAGCAGUGCCGCUUCUACUUCAACGAGGACUUAGACAAGAUGACCAUCAACAUCACAGACGUGACCUUCGACUACCAAAACGAGUUCCUGGGAUGCACCGAAAGGCUCGUCAUUACACCUUUGACCGACAGGUGCUACAUCACUUUAGCUCAGGCUCUUGGCAUGUGCAUGGGUGGAGCUCCUGCAGGUCCUGCAGGAACAGGAAAAACUGAGACCAUUAAAGACAUGGGGCGAUGUCUGGGAAAGUACGUGGUGGUGUUUAACUGUUCUGACCAGAUGGACUUCAGAGGCUUAGGAAGAAUAUUUAAAGGUCUGGCUCAGUCCGGCUCGUGGGGCUGUUUUGAUGAGUUCAACCGCAUCGAGCUCCCAGUUUUGUCAGUGGCAGCCCAGCAGAUUGCAAUAGUUCUGACCUGCAAGAAGGAUCGCCACAAAACGUUUGUCUUCACCGAUGGAGACAGUGUGGACAUGAAUCCUGAGUUUGGCAUUUUCCUUACCAUGAAUCCAGGUUAUGCAGGUCGCCAGGAGCUUCCUGAAAACCUGAAGAUUAACUUCCGCUCCGUCUCCAUGAUGGUUCCUGACCGGCAGAUCAUCAUUCGAGUGAAAAUGGCCAGUUGUGGGUUUAUAGACAAUGUCAAGCUGGCUUGCAAAUUUUUCACACUUUACAAGCUGUGUGAGGAGCAGCUCUCCAAACAGGUUCACUAUGACUUUGGUUUGCGAAACAUUCUAUCAGUCCUGCGAACUCUUGGAGCGGCUAAGCGCUCCAACCCCAGCGACACGGAGUCCACCAUCGUCAAGAGAGUUCUGAAGGACAUGAACCUCUCCAAACUGAUUGAUGAAGAUGAGGAGCUCUUCCUGAGCUUGAUUGAGGACCUCUUCCCAGGCAUUGAGCUCAAUAAGGAGGGUUACCCUGAGCUGGAAGCUGCCAUUGAUAAAAAGAUCCAAGAGGCAGGUUUGAUCAAUCACCCUCCCUGGAAGCUGAAGCUCAUCCAGAUGUAUGAGACUCAGAGGGUUCGGCACGGGAUGAUGGCCCUGGGGCCCAGUGGGUCCGGGAAGACAACCUGUAUCCAGAUACUGAUGAAAGCCAUGACAGAGUGUGGGCAGCCCCACAGAGAGAUGCGCAUGAACCCCAAAGCAAUCACUGCCCCCCAGAUGUUUGGACGACUGGAUGUGGCCACAAAUGACUGGACUGACGGCAUCUUCUCCACACUGUGGAGGAAAACUCUCAAAGCAAAGAAGGGAGAGCACAUCUGGAUAGUCCUGGAUGGACCAGUAGAUGCCAUCUGGAUUGAAAACUUGAACUCAGUUCUGGAUGACAACAGAACUCUCACACUGGCCAACGGAGACCGUAUUCCAAUGGCUCCCAACUGUAAAGUGGUUUUUGAGCCACACAACAUUGACAACGCCUCCCCAGCCACAGUUUCUCGAAACGGAAUGGUUUUCAUGAGCUCCUCUGUGCUCGGUUGGAGCCCUAUUCUUGAGGGUUGGCUAAAGCAGCGCUCCCCCAACGAGGCCGAGGUCCUGAGGCAGCUCUUCUCUUCCUCCUUCUCUGAACUGUAUCGCUUUAGUGUGCAGUCGCUAGAGUUCAAGAUGGACAUGCUGGAGGCCUUUGUCAUCACGCAAUGCAUCAACAUGCUGCAAGGACUCAUUCCACCAAAAUGUGGCGACUUACCCAGAGAGCACCUGGAGCGGCUCUACAUCUUUGCCCUCAUGUGGAGCGCUGGUGCCUUGUUGGAGCUGGAGGACAGGAAGAAGAUGGAGCUCUGGUUCAGGGGGAACGAUGCCAUCUGUCCAAGACUGCCAGACAUCCCUGCUGGCAGGGAAGAGACUAUGUUUGACUACUACGUCACAGCCGACGGUCAUUGGGUCCACUGGAGCACCAGAGUAGAAGAAUACAUAUACCCACCAGAUGUCACCCCUAAAUACAGCUCCAUUCUGGUCCCCAAUGUGGACAACGUUAGAACAGACUUCCUCAUUGACACCAUAUCAAAGCAGGGAAAGGCUGUUUUACUGAUUGGAGAACAAGGGACAGCCAAGACUGUAAUCAUGAAAAGCUUCAUGUCUAAAUACGACCCUGAGAUUCAACUGGGCAAAUGUUUGAACUUCUCGUCUGCAACCACGCCACUCAUGUUCCAGAGGACAGUAGAAAGCUAUGUGGACAAAAGGAUGGGAACUAUUUAUGGUCCCCCUGCUGGGAAGAAAAUGUCUAUUUUAAUAGAUGAUAUCAACAUGCCUGUGGUCAAUGAGUGGGGAGACCAGGUGACGAACGAGAUUGUCCGACAGCUGAUGGAGCAGAAAGGCUUCUACAAUCUGGAGAAGCCAGGAGAGUUCACCAAUAUAGUGGAUGUUCAGUUCCUGGCAGCCAUGAUUCAUCCGGGGGGAGGCCGCAACGACAUUCCACAAAGGCUGAAAAGGCAGUUCUCCAUCUUUAACUGCACACUGCCCUCCAACGCUUCCAUAGAUAAAAUAUUUGGUGUGAUCGGUGAGGGCCACUUCUGCGCACAGCGUGGUUUCACCGAGGAGGUUCGGGGAACCAUUCCACAGCUGGUCUCACUGACCCGACGUCUCUGGCAGCAGACCAAGAUCAAAAUGCUUCCUACUCCUGCAAAGUUCCAUUACAUCUUCAACCUGAGGGAUCUGUCCAGGAUCUGGCAAGGGAUGCUCUGCACGUCUGCAGAAGUCAUUAACUCUGUCCAGGUUCUGCUGGCGCUAUGGAAGCACGAGUGCAAGCGAGUGAUAGCUGACAGAUUCACCAUGCCGGAGGAUGUGGAGUGGUUCGACCAAACUCUUGCAAAGCUUGUGGAACAGCAGCUGGGGGAGGAACAUAAGAAAGUGGUGGACUGUGGUGUAGAAAGAUACUUUGUUGACUUCCUACGAGAUCCACCUGAAGCUACAGGGGAGGAGCCAGAAGACUCCGAUUUUGAUACGCCCAAAGUUUAUGAGCCGAUUGAAUCCUUUGAGAGUUUAAAAGAGCGUCUAAACAUGUUCUUGUUUCAAUACAAUGAGAUCAUUAGAGGCAAUGGCAUGGACAUGGUCUUCUUUCAAGAUGCAAUGAUCCAUCUAAUCAAGGUGUCAAGAAUCAUCCGGACUCCUGGAGGUAAUGCCUUACUGGUGGGUGUUGGAGGUUCUGGGAAGCAAAGCCUGACCAGACUUGCCUCUUUCAUUGCGGGCUACAAGAUCUUCCAGAUCACUCUCACACGCUUGUAUAAUACGAACAACCUCAUGGAAGACUUGAAGAGUCUGUACAGAAUAGCUGGUCAUCAAGGAAAAGGAAUCAGCUUCAUUUACACCGACAACGAGAUCAAGGAGGAGUCUUUCCUGGAGUAUAUGAACAACGUUCUGUCAUCUGGAGAGGUGUCCAACCUGUUUCCUCGGAAUGAGAUGGACGAGAUUCUCAGUGAUCUUGUUCCCGUCAUGAAACGAGAGUUUCCCAGGCGUCCACCAACCAACGAGAACCUGUACGAGUACUUCAUGUCUCGAGUCAGACACAAUCUCCACGUCGUCCUGUGCUUCUCCCCUGUGGGGGAAAAGUUCCGCAACCGGGCCUUGAAGUUUCCCGCUCUGAUAUCUGGCUGCACCAUGGACUGGUUCAGUCGCUGGCCAAAGGACGCGCUCGUUGAAGUGUCGCAGCACUUCCUCUCUGCCUUUGACAUAGACUGCUCUCCUCAGGUCAAGAGUGAGGUGGUUCAGUGCAUGGGCUCAUUCCAGGAUUGUGUUGCUGAAAAGUGUGUUGAUUAUUUUCUGAGGUACCGGCGCUCCACACACGUAACGCCCAAGUCCUACCUGUCCUUCAUACAGAGCUACAAGACCAUUUAUGUGGAAAAGAGAGCAGAAGUGCAAACACUGGCUAACAGGAUGAACACUGGACUGCAAAAGCUAAAAGAGGCGUCUGAGUCUGUGGCAGCUCUCAGCAAAGAGCUGGAGGUGAAAGAAAAAGAGCUACAAGUCGCCACCGAGAAAGCAGAUAUGGUGCUCAAAGAAGUGACGGUAAAGGCCCAAGCAGCAGAGUUGGUGAAGGUAGAGGUGCAGAAAGUGAAGGACAAAGCCCAGCUGAUAGUUGACAGUAUUACAGCUGACAAAGCCAUCGCAGAGGAGAAACUUGAAGCGGCACGGCCGGCUCUGGAAGAAGCAGUGGCUGCUCUGCAAACAAUCAAGCCAUCAGACAUCGCCACAGUGCGAACACUCGGCCGCCCCCCACAACUCAUCAUGCAGACCAUGGACUGUGUGCUGCUGCUGCUGCGGAGGCGGGUCAAUCCUGUGGAGAUCAACGCAGAGACGAACUUAAUCAUGCCUUCCUGGCAGGAGUCCCUCAAUCUCAUGACAAGUGGAAGCUUUCUGAGUGAAUUGGAGCAAUUCCCCAAAGACACCAUCAACGAGGAAACAGUGGAGCUGCUGCAGCCAUAUUUUAACUUGCCUGACUACAACUUUGACAGAGCCUGGAUGGCCUGUCGCAAUGUGGCCGGUCUUUUGUCUUGGACCAAAGCAAUGGCCUCCUUCUACACCAUCAACAAGGAGGUGUUGCCCUUGAAGGCUAACCUUGCAGUGCAAGAAAACCGUCUGACAAUCGCUAACAUCGAUCUGGAGAAAGCUCAGGCUGAGUUGGAUGCUAAGCAGGCAGAACUGAACCUCGUACGAGCGGAGUAUGAGGAGGCCAUGACAGAGAAACUGACCCUGCUGGAGGAUGCUGAGCGCUGCAGACGAAAGAUGCAGAUAGCAUCUAGUCUCAUCAGCGGCCUUGCUGGGGAGAAGGAGAGAUGGACAGAACAGAGUAAAGAGUUUGCGGCUCAAACCAAGCGCCUCGUGGGAGAUGUUCUUCUGGCCACGGCCUUCCUCUCUUAUUCUGGACCUUUCAAUCAGGAGUUUCGUAGCCUCCUGCUGACUGAGUGGCAGAGCGAGCUGAAGCAGCGCAGCAUCCCAUUCGGAAACAACCUCGACAUAACCGAGCUGCUCAUUGACACCUCCACUGUCAGCGAGUGGAACCUGCAGGGACUUCCCAAUGAUGAGCUUUCCAUUCAUAACGGCAUUAUUGUGACCAAAGCCGCCCGCUUCCCGCUUCUUAUUGACCCACAAACACAAGGAAAAACGUGGAUCAAGAACAAGGAGGCCAAGAACGAGCUGCAGAUCACGUCACUGAACCACAAGUACUUCAAGAACCAUCUUGAAGACAGUCUGUCUCUUGGUCGUCCCCUUUUGAUUGAAGAUGUCGGGGAGGAGCUGGACCCCGUGUUAGACAAUGUCCUGGAGAAAAACUUUAUUAAAACUGGAUCAACACACAAGGUGAAAAUUGGCGACAAAGAAGUGGAUGUGAUGAGCGGUUUCAGGCUUUACAUGACCACUAAGCUUCCUAACCCAGCUUACACCCCAGAAAUCAGUGCUCGCACCUCCAUUAUUGACUUUACCGUCACAAUAAGAGGACUGGAAGACCAGCUUCUGGGCAGAGUCAUUCUCACCGAAAAACAGGAAAUGGAGAAGGAGAGGACUGACCUUUUAGAAGAUGUGACAUAUAACAAACGAAAAAUGAAGGAACUUGAGGACAACCUGCUGUACAGGCUGACCAGCACGCAGGGUUCACUCGUGGAUGACGAGAGUCUCAUCGUUGUGCUCGGAAACACAAAGCAGACAGCUGAGGAGGUGACUCAGAAACUGCAGACAGCAGGAGAGACGCAGAUCCGGAUCAAUGCUGCUAGAGAGGAGUACCGACCUGUCGCCACUAGGGGCAGCAUCCUGUACUUUUUGAUCACUGAGAUGAGCAUGGUCAAUGUCAUGUACCAGACGUCUCUCACACAGUUCCUGGGACUUUUUGAUCUUUCUCUUGCUAGAUCCACCAAAAGCUCUGUCACCAGCGAACGAAUACAGAGCAUCAUAGAGUACAUGACGUUCAAAGUCUAUUACUAUGCAGCCCGCGGCCUGUACGAAGAGCACAAGUUCCUCUUCACUUUGCUCCUGACCCUAAAGAUUGACAUGCAGAGCAAAAACGUCACGCAUACGGAGUUUCUCACACUCAUCAAAGGAGGUGCAUCUCUGGACCUGAAGACCUGCCCUCAGAAACCUGCAGAAUGGAUUCUGGACAUGAGCUGGCUCAAUCUCGUUGAGCUCAGCAAACUGUGGCAAUUCUCUGAUAUUCUGGACCAGAUAAGUCAUCACGAGAAACUGUGGAAGUCCUGGUUUGACAAGGAAGCCCCAGAGGAAGAAGUGCUCCCAAAUUCUUACGACCAAUCACUUGACUGCUUUAGACGGCUUCUCCUCAUUCGCUGCUGGUGUCCUGAUAGGACUAUUGCACAGGCCCGAAAAUACAUCAGAGAUGCAAUGGGGGAGAAGUACACCGAAGGGGUGAUUCUCGACUUGGAGGGGACGUGGGAGGAGUCAAACCCACGGACGCCUCUCAUCUGUUUCCUGUCGAUGGGCUCAGAUCCAACUGACUCCAUUAUUGCUCUGGGAAAGAAGCUGAAGAUUGAAACUCGAUAUGUGUCCAUGGGACAAGGACAAGAGGUCCAUGCCCGGAAGCUGCUGCAGCAGACCAUGGCUAAUGGUGGCUGGGCUUUGCUCCAGAACUGCCACCUGGGCCUGAAUUUCAUGGAUGAGCUCAUGGACACCGUGAUAGAAACCGAAAGUGCUAAUGAGACGUUCCGUCUUUGGAUAACCACAGAGGUCCACAAAAACUUCCCCAUCACACUCCUGCAGAUGUCCAUCAAGUUCGCCAACGAACCACCUCAAGGCCUCAAAGCAGGCCUCAAGAGAACCUAUGGAGGUAUCAGCCAGGACCUUUUGGAUGUCAGCAACAUGAGCCAGUGGAAGCCAAUGCUGUACUGUGUGGCGUUUCUGCACAGCACGGUCCAAGAGAGGAGGAAGUUUGGUCCUCUAGGAUGGAACAUCCCCUACGAGUUCAACCAGGCCGACUUCAACGCCACCGUGCAGUUCAUUCAGAACCACCUGGAGGAUAUGGACGCCAAACAGCUUGUUUCUUGGAUCACAGUCCAAUACAUGAUCGGGGAGAUUCAAUAUGGCGGCCGUGUCACUGACGACUACGACAAGCGUCUGCUUAACACCUUUGCCAAGGUGUGGUUCAACAAGAAAAUGUUUGACCCGAAAUUUAUCUUCUAUAAGGACUACAGCAUCCCAAAGUGCUCCAGCGUCGACCAGUACCUGGCUUACAUUCAGAGUCUUCCAGCCUAUGACACCCCUGAGGUGUUCGGCCUUCACCCGAACGCAGACAUAACGUUUCAGAGUAAACAGGCCAAGGACGUGCUGGACACCAUCCUCAGUAUUCAACCAAAGGACAGCUCAUCAGGAGGAGGGGAGACCAGAGAGGCUGCCGUGUCCAGGCUGGCGGACGACAUGCUGGAAAAGCUCCCCCCUGACUACGUUCCCUUCGAGGUCCGGGAGCGCCUCCAGAAGAUGGGAUCUUUAAAGCCCAUGAACAUCUUUCUGCGUCAGGAGAUCGAUCGGAUGCAGAGGGUCAUAGCGCUGGUCCGGAGCACCCUGGUGGACCUCAAGCUAGCCAUAGACGGGACCAUCAUCAUGAGCGAGAACCUGCGAGACGCCCUGGACUGCAUGUAUGACGCUCGCAUUCCAGCUCGCUGGAUGAAGGAGUCUUGGGCCUCCAGCACUUUGGGGUUCUGGUUCACAGAGCUCCUCGAGCGGAACCGUCAGUUUCAGACCUGGCUCUUCAAAGGCCGGCCCAGCUGCUUCUGGAUGACGGGCUUUUUCAACCCGCAAGGCUUCCUGACAGCUAUGAAACAGGAAAUCGCCCGAGCCAACAAGGGCUGGGCCCUGGACCGCAUGGUGCUUUGUAACGAGGUGACCAAGCAGAUGAAGGACGACAUCACUCAGCCCCCUGCAAAGGGCGUGUACGUUUAUGGGCUUUACCUGGAGGGGGCCAGCUGGGACCGCAACAACUGCAAGCUCAUGGAAUCCAAACCCAAAGUCCUCUUUGAAAUGAUGCCUGUGAUCUGGAUGUACGCAGAGAAUAAUGUCGUGAAGGAUUCCCGUCUCUAUUCCUGCCCCAUUUACAAGAAACCAACCAGAACCGAUAUCAACUGCAUUGCAUCAGUGGGACUGAGGACGACCCAGCCUCCAGAACACUGGGUUCUCCGGGGCGUGGCUCUUCUUUGUGAUGUGAAAUGAUUGCUUUUUUUGUUCUCCAACAUACAGGUGUUUGUUAAAGAUGUUAAAUUCAUUUAGUUCAAGAGUUUCUAAUAUUUCUACAAUUUUUCCGUAGAGUCACACAAAUAAACACGGAUUACUCAAAAUAGUGGACUGUACAGCCCAGUUUUUGUACAAGUGACUGGUUUGUGUCGAAAUAUGUAUCUGUGUUUUUGAGAUAAAUUGAGGUUUUCUCUUUGCCUCUAUGCUAGUUUACUUUAAUAAAAUAUGUGUUAAAUCUUUAGAUUUAUUAUAAA